Molecule: messenger RNA, 1596 nt
Organism: Leptosia nina
Lineage: Eukaryota; Metazoa; Arthropoda; Insecta; Lepidoptera; Pieridae
Source: the annotation of a GenBank genome assembly
AUGGGCGACGACAGACCACAACGUGAAGUUUAUACAAACGACUUAAAACUUCCUCCACGCAAAGGCUUUAAAUUUGAAGUGCACUUCGCUAAAACGGCCUAUAAAGAUGAAAAUAGAGAAAAUCGGGUGAAAAAGUGGUGCCCAAAGCUACCGACAUCUUGGGAAUUAAAACAAUAUUUAGCCGUCCUAAUAUGUGGACUAUCACUAUGGGCUACAGCAUUGUUCAUCUUCAGAGAUCUCGUAGUCCCUGGUGGAUACCUCUUUAAUAUCACUGCAUUGGUAACGGCUGGAUAUGUUGUCGGUCAUUCUAUGGAAAGAUACACAACUCUCAAUCCUGUAAUAAGUAUGACAUUAGUUGGAGCUCUUUGUAAGAUCUUCGUUCCUGUUAAUAUUUUAGAAAGUUAUACAGCGGACCAAAUAGAUUUUCACUUAAGACGGAUUUAUCCAGUUAUUAUCUUAACAAAAGGCCCGUUAACCUGGAACUGGGAAUACAUAAAGCACAAUUCGGUAAAAGUUUUUUCAUUGGCCACACUCCCUUGGAUCAUCGAGUGUUUGUCGACGGCCUUCUUUGCUUUUAUUUUUCUCGAGUUUCCCUGGUACUGGGGAUUGCAUCUAGGAGCAAUCUUAUCCUCAGUGUCCCCAGCAAUUGUGGUCCCAAUAUUGAUUUCCUUGAGCGCAAAAGGUUUGGGAACAAAAAGCAAAUUAGCUUUACUAGUUGGAAAUGCAGGUGGUCUUGACACAGCUUUCACUGAAGGAAUGUUUGGCGUAAUCAACAGCGCAGUAUUUUACGAGUCCACUCCUGUUUAUAGAAUCAUAAAGGCACUCACGGCUAUAUUCUUUGGCAUCGGGCUGGGAGUAGCGUGGGGCGUGCUGGCAGACAUCCUUCCCGACCACAACGAUGCCCACGCGCCGGUAAUCCGAAGCUUGCACAUUUUUGCAGGGGGGAUCUUAAUCACGUACGCCGGGGGAUACUUUGGCUGGGGUGGAGUAUCUGGAGUUGCCAUCAUGGUGUGUGCAGGAACAGCAGGUACCCGUUGGGCAAGACGUGGUUGGGCUCUCAAUAAUAACCCAGUCUCACAAAUAUAUACCACACUUUGGACUAUAUUUGAAACUAUGCUUUUCACCUUAAGUGGUUACUUUAUCGACAUCUCAGAAGUAAGCGUGAAGGAAUUUGGACUGAUGAUAGCUUGUAUAUUUUCGGCCUUAUUAUGUAGGCUAGUGACGGCGUUUCUUGUAGGCGUAGCAAAUGCUUUCUCGGUGAAAGAAAGUAUAUUUAUAGCUAUUACCUGGAUUCCUAAAGCUAUUGUCGAGGCUUGUCUUGUUCGAGUCGCCACAGAUUCCAUAUGGAAAGAUGCUGCUACGGAUAGUGACAGAAAAAUUGCUACACAACAUUCAAAUAUGAUCGUUAUUGCCAUAAUUAUAACAUCCACUAUUGGAUCAAUAUUGACAAAAGUAAUGGCGCCUGUUCUUCUAGCACCUUAUUCAGGAGUUGGACCUGAAGCAACCAGCGCUACACCAAAAGACGCAUUAUCAAAUGUAUCGCCGGAAAGAAACAGAACGCAGUGCUUAGAUGGUUUUCAAUUCAUAGAUAUGUAA